Messenger RNA from Stylophora pistillata, 1886 nucleotides. RefSeq lists its product as uncharacterized. NCBI's taxonomy places the organism in Eukaryota, Metazoa, Cnidaria, Anthozoa, Scleractinia, Pocilloporidae. The record is from RefSeq and is a predicted model, not a curated record.
ACAGCAAUAUCUCAGAUGGAGAACGAACUCAAGCAGCGGGCACAGGAAGUUCGAGAUAGGGACAAAGAGAUUCGGGAGUAUGAAGAAUACUUAGAUCGACGCCAUGCCGUCUGCAACGGCAAAGAGGAAGAUUUAAACGUUCUUCAAAACGAAUUGGAUACCCUGUCCAAGGAACUAGAGUCCAAAAAGACAAAGUUAAUUAACAAGCAUCAUCUUGUACAUCAAAGCUCCGAGGAAAGCAUUGUGGUGUCAACACCUCCCAUGAGAGUUAGGAGUACCAGUCGAGGGAGCGUCUCAAGUAAAGGAGUAGAUUUGAGGAUAGAUGAAUUAAAAUAUCAAAAUCGACAAUUGCUGGAGGAACUGUUUGGUCUGAAGAAAAGCUGUGAGAGUAAAGACGAUGAACUUAACGAAUUGAAAGAAAAGUUGGAAGCUUCCGAAAGUGAAAACAAACGCCUACAGCAGAGAACGAAGCACUUGGAAACACAGUUAGACCUGGCCAGAAAGUCAGCCGAGUUGGGUGCAGACAGUGUCUCAGUGGACGAGAUAAUGCGGAAGACCACUCAAGACAUGCGCAGUGCGCGGAACUCCCGGAUUAUCCGCCCCUCUCGGUCGGUAGCUCCGGCCCCGGGGUCGUCGACUUCAACAUCCGCGGGUGUAAGGCUCCGCCGGUUUUCUUCGAACGAUUCAGUCGGAACCAAAAACACCAGUAGCUCUGACUCAGGAAAGGGAACCAAAGAGUCAGCAGCGAAAAGCUACAAAGGGUCGUUGGGUAAGAAAGCUAAAGAAAACAGCGAUGAAAGGCACAAGAUGGGAACAGAGAGAAUCACCAGCGCUUUUUGUGCUGUCAUGUAAGCGCUGCUGUGGUAGUUACCAUAACCAAUUUAGAAUGUGGAAGCCAGUUAAAUUAUCAAUUCGAGAUAAAUUUAAAUCAUACCACAUUCUAAGUUUGAGUUACUUUGGAAUCAUUUUCGAGUUCGCAGUUAACAAUUGCACACACCCCGCACAUGUAACUUGACUUUUCUUCGUUACACUGAAGAGGUUAACUUUUUAUUCAGUGAUUUGAAUGCCCGUUUAAAAUCUACAAAUCAUACAUGCAUUACAUCAUCAAACCGUUUCACUCCCAAGAACUAAUUAGUAAUUCUACCAUCAUUUCCUUGUAAACUAGUCAGAAUUAAUUUUGCUGUUUCAUUAACACUCGUGAACAAGUUCGUUCAUUCUCGUCAUCUUACCAGACAAUCUAUUGAUGCUGAUAGAGUUAUAUUUUGAUAAUGGCACCAUACAGAUUCCUGUAGAUGUCUAUCCUUUUUUUACCUUAGUCUUGAAUGAUUUUGUCGUAUUCUCGACAGCGGACGUUAGUAGGCCAUCAAAAAGACAAGGUACCAACCUCUGAUAACUUUUUGCUACAGCUUCAUUGCUUCAGUGUGGAAUAACCCUGAUCGUUCAUAAAAUUAUUUGUAAAAUUGUGACCAGAUUUAAUUUGACGAUUUGGUAUCUACGGUAUCAUUUUUACCAAGAAAUUCUCCCAAAUCGACCACAAGAUUGUAUGUGAAAUCAUGACCAGGUCAACAAUGAUUUUGGAUCUAAUAUUGGCUGUUUUAAACAAAAAUCAUCCAAGAGUAUUUAUUACCAGGGUUUUGUACAUAUUUGCAGGACAAUUAUUACUUGACAAUAGCAUGUGACUCGGGAAUAGAAUCUUUCUUACGACGAUACUAUGAAAAAUCGUGAUAAAAUAUUUAAAAGUUUACCAGAACUAUUUUUGAAACAAGUAUAUUUUGUACUUCCAAUAGUGGCUGUAAAGAGACCGUCAUGAAUAUUUAUUGAGAAAAACCCCAUUUGUGGGUAUUUUAUUUUUUGUUAUGAAUAAAAACAGGCUUUGAAAAUAGUAA